Gongylonema pulchrum is the source of this 195-nucleotide messenger RNA. The record is from the annotation of a GenBank genome assembly. NCBI's taxonomy places the organism in Eukaryota, Metazoa, Nematoda, Chromadorea, Rhabditida, Gongylonematidae.
AUGGAAACAAAACCAGUGGAGCCACUUUGUGUCAGUGAUGAUGGCUUAUGGUCAUUGACUGUAGCACUGAACGAUGAAAGUUAUGAAUGUCUAACAUGCCGGGUGGCACACACAUUCCUCCUUGAACUGAUCGGUUGGACGCCGGAACAAGCAUUAGUUAGUGUAUUUUCCAGACAUUAUUACAAGUUUGCAUGA